This is a messenger RNA of Oryctolagus cuniculus (rabbit), 1320 nucleotides long. RefSeq names its product zinc finger protein 771 (gene ZNF771). Gene Ontology annotation, cellular component: nucleus. The record is from RefSeq and is a predicted model, not a curated record. Gene Ontology annotation, biological process: regulation of transcription by RNA polymerase II. Gene Ontology annotation, molecular function: RNA polymerase II cis-regulatory region sequence-specific DNA binding; DNA-binding transcription activator activity, RNA polymerase II-specific. NCBI's taxonomy places the organism in Eukaryota, Metazoa, Chordata, Mammalia, Lagomorpha, Leporidae.
AAAAAGGGGGGAGGGGAGAGGUGCGGAGGCCACCGCGGCCGCCUGCAGGCGCCAGCCAGAGGCCCAGGCCGGGGCGGGAGUGCGCGGCACGUGGCCUAGUCCGGGCGGAGCAGACGGCUGAGGCGGCCCCGGGAGCCGAGCCGCCAGGGAUACCAAGAUGCCAGGGGAACAGCAGGCAGAGGAGGAGGAGGAGGAGGAGAUGCAGGAGGAGAUGGUGCUGCUGGUGAAGGGUGAGGAGGAGGAGGGUGAGGAGAAGUAUGAAGUGGUCAAGCUCAAGAUCCCUGUGGACAACAAGGAGGUCCCGAGCGAGGCGCCAGCGCCACCGGCCGACCCGGCGCGCCCCCACGCGUGCCCGGACUGCGGCCGCGCCUUUGCGCGCCGCUCCACGCUGGCCAAGCACGCACGCACGCACACGGGCGAGCGGCCGUUCGCGUGCACCGAGUGCGGCCGGCGCUUCUCGCAGAAGUCGGCGCUGACCAAACACGGCCGCACGCACACGGGCGAGCGGCCCUACGAGUGCCCCGAGUGCGACAAGCGCUUCUCGGCCGCCUCGAACCUCCGGCAGCACCGGCGGCGCCACACGGGCGAGAAGCCGUACGCGUGCGCGCACUGCGGCCGCCGCUUCGCGCAGAGCUCCAACUACGCCCAGCACCUGCGCGUGCACACGGGCGAGAAGCCGUACGCGUGCCCGGACUGCGGGCGCGCCUUCGGCGGCAGCUCGUGCCUGGCGCGCCACCGACGCACGCACACGGGCGAGCGGCCGUACGCCUGCGCCGACUGCGGCACGCGCUUCGCGCAGAGCUCGGCGCUGGCCAAGCACCGGCUCGUGCACACGGGCGAGAAGCCGCACCGCUGCUCCGUCUGCGGCCGCCGCUUCGGCCACCGCUCCAACCUGGCGGAGCACGCGCGCACGCACACGGGCGAGCGGCCCUACCCGUGCGCGGAGUGCGGCCGCCGCUUCCGUCUCAGCUCGCACUUCAUCCGCCACCGCCGCGCGCACAUGCGGCGCCGCCUCUACAUCUGCGCCGGCUGUGGCCGGGACUUCAAGCUACCGGCCGGCGCCACAGCAGCCACUGCCACCGAGCGCUGCCCCGAGUGCGAGGGCAGCUGAGCCGCCGGGCCCGGGGAGGCGCACGCUGGGACCUGCCCUGGGUGCACUAACCUUGGUGCUCGGGUCUGGGGAGAGGCGGGACGGCGGGCCUGGCUGCCCUGGGACCGGAGACAGGGCGGCUCCCCUGCCGGGGUCCCUGGAAACCGUGCCCGGUCCCCCUCGCGACAUUCCUUCGGCCCGUGUUAGUGAAUAAAGUGUUCUGCACCCCA